GAAUACAAUAUGGCGAUUUCCCAUAUAUCGCUCAACGUAGGAAAACAAAUUCAUGGCAAAAAUAGGAAAAUUAAAUGACGACAUAAUAAUGGAAGAUUUCCAGAGCGACGAUGAAAGUGAGAAUCUACCGUUUCGGAGAAGAAAAAUUCCUAAUGAAAACCUUACUGAUAGAAUAAUGAAACUUCAAUAUCAAAGACAUAGAAAACAUACUCAUUUGGCGAAAACUCAUAAACUAUAUCAAUGUGUUUUUCCAAAUUUAACAAUUUCCGAUGUUGAUUAUCCUCAGGUAUAUGGCAGAAAAUUUAGCCCUGAUGGACGACAUCUUGUCAGUUUUUCAAUGGAUUUAAAAACUUUAGUCAUUUAUAAAUAUAAUGGAGCCGCAUCAGCAGAGCAUUUACUUACAAAAAUCAAAUCUGAUGUUAAUCUUAUAAAUCAAGAAUCGUAUUGUAAUUAUGAAAAGUUAAGAAUGGUUUUAUUUAGUGCCUUUUUUACGAAGAAAUUUGAAAUAACUUUAGUAAAAGAUAGGGGAGGUUUAAAUAGGGAAUGUUCAGUUUUCUCGACAGAUUCUAGAUAUGUUAUUGUUUGCCACCAUUGUACUCAUUCUCAGAUGUAUGCCACGCAAUGUUUUCGGGAAAAUUUCUAUCAAAAUAACGAAACUCUCGCUCCAUCCUCGAGAACUCCAGUAGGAGAAUAUAAUUUCGAGGUUGUUGAUUUAUAUACUGGUACAAAGACUUUCUCCCUCCAAUUCGACAGUGAAAGAAUACCAAUAGCUCAUCAGCAAGGUAUUUACCUCUAUAGGAAUAAAUUAGGAAUUAUUUGCUUACAACAUCAAAAAAUCUUACUCUAUCACUUUGAAAAUGGAAUUCUUACUGAAUGUGAUCAGAUUGGAGUAGAUACACCUAUUGAACACUCAAAUUUAGAACCUUUUCAAUCUCCAUAUUUUGGUACUACUAGACAGGCUAUAUUUACAUUUUUAGCGGAAAGAGGAAAAAUGGAAGCCGAAAAUUCUAAAGAUCCAUUUGAAAAUAUGAAGAUGUUAGGUACAAGUCAAUGCUUGUCAAAGAUGAAAUUAUGGAGAUUUCAGUUUUUAGACGAAGAUAAACUUUUUAUUAAGUUUAUUCACGAAGAUGUCGUGUCUGCUAGGGUUGUUGAUAACGUGAUGAGGUUUGCCGUUUUUUCUGUGUAUAGCAUAUCAGCGAGGAGGAUAUUGUAUAUGUUUGAUGGUGCUUCUUCCACACUAUUAAAGGCCUUUGAAGAAAACUGUGAUGACUUUAGAAAUGCUGAACUGAACGGAAAAGAAGUCCUUUACCCAUCGUCAAUGGCCUGUUGUAUUGAUUCCAGAAUGAAUUAUUUAAGACAAAAAGCAUCUACAGCAACAGAUGAAAGAGAGUCUAACAAACGAUAUCUUGGACAAAUACCAAUGCCCUGUCAAAAUUUUUCGUAUUCUCCCUAUUUGGACGCUAAAUUAUUUAGUUAUGAUGAACAAUUUAUAUCGAAUUUCGAGAGACCAAAGCCCGUCUCAUCAGCUCCAUUAAACUUCCUCUCUCGACCUUCUUUAUUAAAGAAAUUUCAGAUUAAAACUGGUCCAGAACCCGAUCAAAGUCCAGCUAAUGAAAAAAAACUAGUCGCUUUCAACUUUCACCCGUUUGAACCUUUUGCUAUGAGCCUACAAAGAUGCGGUGUACAUUUUGUAUUAAAUUUCCAUAUUAGGCAUAAUUCUGUUAAGUAA
Dimorphilus gyrociliatus is the source of this 1729-nucleotide messenger RNA. The record is from the annotation of a GenBank genome assembly. NCBI's taxonomy places the organism in Eukaryota, Metazoa, Annelida, Polychaeta, Dinophilidae.